CUCAUCGCCCCUAGUAUUGAAGUCUGUAGUGUCCAGUUAAACCUCAAGUCAACUACUGGUAAGGCCCUUCAGGCUCUAUCCCAUUAGUCGACCUGCACAGUCUAGAUUUUUUAAAGUUGGCGACGGCAUUUCCUCCACACACAACGUUGUGUAGCACUUGAAAGACUGACCGCUCUAAUAAACUCGUAAAACUAUGACAGGCAGAUACUCCUGGUUGGCAACGCUAGAUCCUUUGUACAACGUAGGUCAUUAACGGCUGAUCUCACUGGCUUUGUUGAGGUCGUAUCUAACGAUUUACCCGUUGAGCCUGUUCACGCCGUUUUCGAAACCGAAGCCUUUCUUCUAGUUGCCAAAACCCUCUUCAUUUUGUGGAGGACACGGGCAGCUUAUACAAAUCAAGAGGCCACAGCAAGUCAUAUCGUUAUUCUGGUUCACGCGGUCUUGGGAUACAGUUUUUUUCCAGAAGCUUGUUUUUAGCGAACGCAUAAUGUGGACCUCAUCCGACCAGCUGUCAACCUCAACUACCUUGCAUCAAGGCAGAAUUUCCCGCCCGCGGAGGCGUCUAUCUAAGAGUCAUCUCCAGCAGGCACGUGGAGGUGCGCAAUUAUUCUCUGCAUCAUCAUCUUCAGGGUUCCUAGGUACUAUAUCUGCCAUCUUUCCUAUGACGGAUGUUAUAGCUGGAGCUGCAGCUCGGGCAGCUUCGCAGAGUACCAUCCAUCCACUGGACACUGUCAAGGUUCGGAUGCAAGCUGCGCUGAAAGGCAACGUCCCACAGAAAGCCAACAAGGCCUCUGCACAGGGUACAGCUCUUAGUGGUGGUAAAUAUGGCAUUGGAAUCGGUCAAGCGACCUCGACCGCAGUACGUUCUCCUCGAUCCAUGGCUGUUGCAACUGGAGCUGUAAUUGGCAAGUUUGGUUCAGAAAUAGGGAGUUUGUACAAAGGUGUGCUUGGUGCAGCUUGUGGUGCUGGAAUCGCGAUUGGUGCAUAUUUUGCGUUCUACGGCGCUGCGAAAAAGGUUCUUGAAGCAAACUCGGGCUACUCUGUUUCGACUAUUGCUUUCCUAGCAGGUGGGAUAGGCGCCCUUGGUUCUUCUAUAGUGAAGGUUCCUGCCGCAGUUUGUAUCAGGUCUGUACAAGCAAAUGUGUAUCCGAAUGUCAUCACUGCGGCCCGUCGAAUCACAACAGCAGCAGGUCCUCGUGGACUAUUUACUGGAUAUGUCCCUACACUUCUUGAAGAUGUUCCAGACAUGGCGGUGAAGUUUGCCGCAUAUGAAACCAUGCGUGCAAUGCAUCGCCAACUCACUGGAAAAAGUCAAGAAGAUUCAGCAGCCGCUGCUGACAUUUCUAUGGGUUUAAUAGCUGGUGCUGUUGCUGCAGGUGCGACCACUCCACUUGAUGUCGUGAAGACUCGAAUGAUGUGCAAUGCCUCACAGCGCCCUUCAUUCACUGGGGCAAUCACUGGAGUCUGGCGAGAUUCCCCCCCUGGUUUCAGCCGUGUUCGAACUUUCUUCACAGGCGUCGGCCCUCGCGCUUUCUCAAAUGGCAUCAACUCUGCCAUUUUCUUUUGUUUCUUUGAAAUCAUGCGAUCUUCACUCAAGAAGUGGGAGGAAAAACGAAAAAAAUCCUGUCCAUUUCGAGCAACAGGAAGCUACGUUACGAAAUCACCUUUGAAGGUCCACACUGACAGCAGUUGUAAAGGUGCAGCUUAAUAAACAACUGGUGGCGCGGUGAGAAUUAGCGUCAUUUUUGAGUAAAAAUGGCGAUUUUACUCGGAAGUACUACAAGCCUUGCCAGCACAGUGCUCCUACUGGCCUUUCUGUUUUUUGAAUUUCUUGCUCACUCGGACUUUUAGGGAUUAUGGCAUCCCAAUCUACUAUAUUUGGAACGGUAAAGAGAACAAUUGGCUUGUGUUGCACCAAUUUAUGUGCAGAGUUGUUGGAGAUCUUUAUUUUUAUUUGUAUGCAUAGUCUCUUCUCAAAACUAUUAGCAUCAGGUGCACAGGUUGUGCACCUGUUUUCGUAUCUGUGUCGAUCGAGACAACGAUCUCGUCUUUAGCUUUCUUGUUAACAAAUUUGAAUAACAUUAAAAACAUGAAUGUCUGGCAUAUUCAUCGUUUAAGUAGUCGCCUCUGCUCACGAUGAAGAAGACAAAGUUCAUGAAAC
This is a messenger RNA of Micromonas pusilla CCMP1545, 2161 nucleotides long. RefSeq names its product mitochondrial carrier family (gene SAMT1). Gene Ontology annotation, molecular function: S-adenosyl-L-methionine transmembrane transporter activity. NCBI's taxonomy places the organism in Eukaryota, Viridiplantae, Chlorophyta, Mamiellophyceae, Mamiellales, Mamiellaceae. Gene Ontology annotation, cellular component: mitochondrial inner membrane. The record is from RefSeq and is a predicted model, not a curated record. Bases 488 to 1708 code for a protein of 406 amino acids. The transcript has a single exon. Gene Ontology annotation, biological process: transmembrane transport.